This is a messenger RNA of Cyprinus carpio (common carp), 1179 nucleotides long. It is a transcript of the gene gpn2, whose product is annotated as GPN-loop GTPase 2. Gene Ontology annotation, cellular component: cytoplasm. Gene Ontology annotation, molecular function: GTPase activity. Lineage: Eukaryota; Metazoa; Chordata; Actinopteri; Cypriniformes; Cyprinidae. The record is from RefSeq and is a predicted model, not a curated record.
GUAUUCUCUAAUAGACGACGUAAGCUCAGUUUUUGCGCGACUUUUAUUUUGAAAUCCUCAACAUCCGGUUUCCGUCACGUUUGUAUCGUCAUGUUGCUGCGAAAUAAUUCACUGUCUCUCAAAGAUGUAGCCUAGUUUCUUCCGUUGCAUAGUGCUGAACCUGCUUCAUCAUGACAUCAUCAAAUCCUCCAAAAGCAGCUCUACAUUUUGGCCAGGUUGUGAUUGGUCCACCUGGCUCAGGUAAAACCACUUACUGCCGGGGCAUGCAAGAGUUCCUCAGCCACCUCGGGCGCAAGGUGGUCGUUGUGAACCUGGAUCCUGCCAAUGAAGGCCUACCCUAUCCGUGUGCCGUGGACAUAUCGGAGCUCGUCACUCUGGACGAUGUGAUGGACGGUCUAAAACUUGGCCCCAAUGGUGGCCUUAUCUACUCUAUGGAAUACUUAGAGGCAAAUUUGGACUGGUUAGAGAGCAAGCUGAAGCACCACCACGACUGCUACUUUCUUUUUGACUGCCCAGGUCAGGUGGAACUUUACACUCACCAUAAUUCGGUGAAGAAUAUAUUUGCACAGCUGUCAAAGUGGAAUUUCAGGCUGACCGCCGUGCAUCUGGUGGAUUCCCAUUAUUGUGCUGAUCCGGCCAAGUUCAUCUCCAUACUGUGCACUUCCCUGUCCACCAUGCUGCAUGUUGAAUUGCCACAUGUCAAUGUGCUCUCAAAAAUGGACCUCAUUGAGCAGUAUGGCAAACUUGCAUUCAAUCUAGACUUCUACACUGAGGUUCUGGACUUGACCUAUUUGGUGGAGCAUCUCUCCUCAGACCCUUUCUUCAAAAAGUUUCACCACCUGAAUGUGAAGUUGGCUGAAGUGAUCCAGGACUACAGCUUGGUGUCUUUUGUUCCUCUUAAUGUGCAAGAUAAGGAAAGCAUGACUCAAGUUCUGAGAACUGUGGACAAAGCUAAUGGCUACUGCUUUGGAGACCUGGAGGAGAGGAACCUGCAGGCUAUGAUGUCUGCUGCAGUUGGAGCAGACUUCCAGUUCAGCACAACUCUUAGUGUACAGGAGAAAUACAUGGAGGCCACUGGGAAAACUGUGGAGGAUGACGUUAUGGAUUUGUAACCAUUUUUAUAUUGAUUAAAAAAAAAAUAAAAAAAAAGCAAUUUGCAGAGGUCUUAUUUCACACACU